This is a messenger RNA of Asterias rubens (European starfish), 2770 nucleotides long. RefSeq names its product putative E3 ubiquitin-protein ligase UNKL. The transcript is spliced from 14 exons. Gene Ontology annotation, molecular function: metal ion binding. The coding region runs from base 38 to 2377 and encodes 779 amino acids. NCBI's taxonomy places the organism in Eukaryota, Metazoa, Echinodermata, Asteroidea, Forcipulatida, Asteriidae. The record is from RefSeq and is a predicted model, not a curated record.
GCGGGCAAAAGGGUUGUUUUUCCCAUACAAUUCUAAAAUGCCGUCCGAACAGCAAAAAAACACGACGUCUUCUGCAAUGGCUGCUCAACCAGAGAAACCAUUUCAUUACACGUAUUUGAAGGAGUUUCGAACACAACAAUGUCAAGAGUUCUUGCAACACAAGUGUCCAAAUCAUCGUCCGUUUACUUGUUUUCAUUGGCAUUUUUUGAAUCAAAGAAGAAGGAGACCCGUACGGAAACGUGAUGGAACAUUUAAUUACAGUCCGGAUGUUUAUUGCACCAAGUUUGACGAAACUACAGGCAUAUGCCCUGACGACGAAGAAUGUGCAUUUUUACAUCGAACCACUGGGGACACAGAAAGAAGGUACCAUCUACGCUAUUACAAGACUGGAACAUGUGUACAUGAAACUGACGCCCGUGGGCAUUGUGUUAAGAAUGGUCCGCACUGUGCAUUUGCCCAUGGUCCACACGGCUUGCGCCAACCAGUGUACGACAUACGCGAAGUCAUAGCUCAACAUGACCCAGCCGAGCUUCUGACACCAUCCAAUGGUACUGGAUCAUCAUUUACAAGCAGUACAAGUUUAAUUCAAGAGAAAGAUAAAUCCUUGCUUAUAGAUGACCCUCGUUGGCAAGUCACCUUCCAUUCUCCAACUCCAGAUACUAAUUUUGUUCUUGCUAACUACAAGACUGAGCUGUGUAAAAAGCCUCCCCGCUUGUGUCGUCAGGGGUACGCUUGUCCUCAUUGUCAUAAUACCAGGGAUAGGAGAAGGAGUCCUCACAAGUUCCAUUACAGAUCCACACCAUGUCCCAAUGUAAAGCAUGGUGAUGAGUGGGGUGAACCUGAGAAUUGUGAACAAGGGGACCAGUGUCCAUACUGUCAUACACGUACAGAACAACAGUUUCAUCCAGAGAUCUAUAAAUCCACUAAAUGUAACGACAUGCAACAAACAGGCAACUGCCCGAGGGGGCCCUUCUGUGCGUUUGCGCAUGUUGACCAGGAAAUGACAGCGCAACGAGAUUUUAGUGAAGAUUUGAGUUUACUCUCCCAGCUUACACCAACUAGUUUGUCUUCUAUGGUUGGAAACACAAUCACUUCAUCUCUACAACAGCAGAUAUCGUUUGGGGAGUCUAUAUUCACCUCUGUAACAUCAAGCAGUGCACCAGGACCAAUAGCCAAGCCACGCUCUAACAGCACAUCUAGUAGCUAUUCAUCAGAUAGUCUGCAUUUUAACAUAUACCCAAGAGCACCUGGGUCAGAAAGAGAAGAUUCAUUUAGUAUGUUACAACCAUCAAGCCAUUUACAAUCAAUGAAUCCACUCACAACAACUGUAUCAAGCUCCAGCUCUACAGCUUCCAGCGCUAUGUCUGCUACAGCAACACCAUUCUAUCCAACUAGUGAUACAGUAGAGUCAGUUAUAGGAAAUGCCUUGGAUGAUAUGAAUUUGGAUGAUAUUGACGUAGCAGCAUUGGAGAAAGAAUUAGACAACGAUACAUCAUCUAUAUCAAGCUCUGUAGCUAGUAUAGGGCAUUUACCCAGCAGUCUAGGUUAUGGAAGUUCAGCCCCAGUCAGCAUACCAGGUAGUUCCAGCAGUAUAGGUAGUGGACCUAAUAAUAAAUCCUCUGUGACGGAUAGUCCCAGUUCUCCAAUGUCUCAGCUAUCCUAUAUACCACACUUACAGCAUCAGCAGCAACAACAGCAGCUAGAACAGGCAGCAGCAGCAUUCAUGAGUCAACCCAACACAACACCCUACAUGAGGCAUAUGAGUAUUAAUCGGUUACUAGACUCAUCAGGCUCAGCAAUCAGGGGUCCACACUCCCCACACACAGUAGGCAGUAACCCAAACUCAAACAGUGAAGAUAUAGUCAGGAAAUUCCAAGAAGAGAUUAGUGUCUUAAAGAAUAAGCUACACACAUGGGAGGAGUCUUGGAACCAGGCGAAACAGGCAUGUGAUGCAUGGAAAAAGGAAGCCCAUGAGGCGAGUGAGAAAGCUAAACUAGCAGAAAGGGAGAAGCAAGUUGCAAUGCAACUUAAAGAGGAGGCAUUCAAUGAAGCCAAAUCACUAAAGCAGGACAUAGAAGGGUUGACUGGUGGACCCUUUCUACACAUAUUGAACAAAGUAAGCGACUUGAAUAAUGUACCAUUAGGCAGUCUCAAGCAACUUCAAAUGCAACUAAAGUCAGACCUGGACAGAUUAGAAAGGAUAAUACACACCAAAGAGGCCUUGUUGUGUUGCGUGUGCCAAGAACGUGAGAGGAGUAUAGCCACGUCACCUUGUCAUCACCUUGUACUGUGUGAUAUCUGCGCCUCUUCCAAACUCAAUUGUCCUGUCUGUCAUUCUCAAAUUACAUCCAAACUAUCCGUAGCGUUUCCAUUGUGAUCAUCAGUAGAUGGCUAGCUUGCUUGUCUUACUCUGUGUAUAUCUGUUUCAGAAAUAACCAUGUAGCUUUUAACCAUACCCUUUAUUGGUUGUCAGUUUUAGCGCGUUUACUAUUAACAAAAAGAUGCAAACAUUUUUUCCAAGCAUGUUCAUAGACACUGAUAUCACUCUCCAUAACGGCUGUAAUUCAUUUGCUCUUUGCCCCCAGUGAAUAUAGGUGGGCCUUUUCACACUAUGAUGUCUAAACCCCCGGUCCUGCCCCUGGUCUGCUCCGACAAUAAGCCUUUUGCGAGUUAAAUUCAAUUAAUGUCUGGUUCAAGGACUUGCCUAGUCACCGCUUACAUUUGAAUUCCUCAGACAACAGAGACAGUUGCUAUGUCACAUGAUUUGGGG